CACGAUGUGUCACUUACAGCCUUUGAGAGUGUUUUACAGGCGAGUUCUCUUACCCACUGUACUGCCACGGUGACACUUCCCGCGGUGCAUUGUUCGUCACCUCGACUCGGCACUGUGACUCGGUCCUCGCUCCAAGGGCAUUUCCCGAGUUCCAUAGCUCAGCGGACGGAGCAAUGAUGCUGAAAUUGUUGAUCUGCAGAAUGUCAAUCCACAUCCGCGGUUGCGCCUUUUCCCCAUAUGCGAAUCACGGUGGCGGAAUUAGGAUGUUUAACACCGCCGACGACUCGAUUUCGGACGGAAUUCCCUGGAGAAAACGCAUACUGCAUCUUGGGUGUAUCCGAGACCAGCUCGUUCGCUGAAAUCAAAGCUUCGUUCCGGAAAUUGGCCAAAGAAACUCACCCUGACCGCGCCGAGUCGAACACCACCGACUCCAAAGCUUCCUCUCAACGCUUCAUCCAAAUCUUGGCAGCAUAUGAGAUCCUUUCGGAUUCCGCGAGAAGAGCUCACUACGACUGCUACCUGUUGUCUCAGAGAAAGAUAGUGCAGAGACACUCUAGUUCUAGACAAGGUUCAAGGUUGCAAAUGUAUAACUCGCAUGCUAGUGAUAUUAGAGAGAUGGAAGUUGUGGAAUGGUUACGGUGGUAUAGGUCAGCAAUAAAUGAUAUAGUGGCAGAGAGGAGGGUUGCUGUUGGGACGGGUUAUUUUGAUGUUCUCGAAGCCGAUUUUUAUUCGGCCAUCCAUUCUGCUUUUUACGGUCCUGAAAUCGAGUCUAUGGACCUUCUUCCAGACCGUUUUGAAGCGGAGGAAAGAUCUGUUUAUGAAACUCCAGAGGUGUUGCACUUGGUUUCUGGAAGGGAUGUUUUUGGAAUGGUCUCCAUUGUCAAUGAUAUUCUUGAAUUAUCUCCUUCUGCUGCUAUGAAAUUAAGUCCUACAUUUAGCAGUUUGGAGAUGCAUCAAUCUCCUGAGAAUGUGAGAGCCAAUGAAUAUGGCCAUGCAAGCUCUAGGCAUCAUGUGGGACGCACUGGGAGAUAUUCGCCAGAUGCUUAUAAAGAUCUAGAAUUACAUAUAUGUGGAUCUGUGGUUGCUGUGGCGAGUAGAACUCCUCCUAAAUGCCAAAGCCAUGGAGUGCAAAAUGAAGAUCUGCAAGAUGAAAUACGUGUUUUCCUAUGUUCCAACGGUAAUUCCACUACUGUUGGGAAUGUAUCGUCCGAAAAAUCAUUUUUAGGAGAUCGGAUUCCACUGGGAAGUAUAAUUGGAUUGGGGACCAGUGCUGAUGAAGGAUCAUGCUCUGUGUAUGACAGCUGUGGUAAAAAUACCCACACUAUUAUGAAACACAGGACAUUCAUGGUAGAAAUCCUUAUUCGGUCAAGGUACAUUUUUCCUCAUUUUUGCUUGUUACUUGCAGGUGAAGCAUAUGCACUGGUAUGCUCUGGGAGAUAAGGUUUCUGUUUGUGAGUGUAGAUGCAGUAGAGCUCGGUUACCUCCAAGCAAAUUUUGGCUGUUUGAGCCUCGUUGUGGCAUGCACGAUAUUGGAGGUUGGUACAUUGAAACAUUUGGUCGGGACAGGAAAGGUCACACAGUGACAUCACAAAGAUAUUGGGAUGGUUGUGAUGGAAGCGAGCUAUAUGACAAAAGACUCCACCCAGCAAUGUAUUUGCUUGCUCUUGCUUAUAGAACUCUAGACAUUGAAGAAGGAAGAAGGAGAAAAAGACAAGUUACAGAUAUUGUUGGAAAUAAAUUAUUGAGGAUUCUCCAUUGGUGCAAAAGAUUUGCAUAGACCUUACCUUCAACAUUAUACACAUCUGCAGUGGAGAGGAAAUGUUGAGUCCAUAAGGGUUUGAUAGAUGGAUAUUAUUGAAAGCCACUCAAUUGGCAUUCGGUUAUGGGGACUGCUGAUAAUUCUGGCAGAAGCUGUUCUUCCUGCCUGGUUUGCUCGCCCUGAAUUGAGUAUUGUCCACCUGCUAAUGCUCGACAACAUCUGUCUCUGCAGUACGCUGGUCUUUCUUCCGCAGCUUUGCCAGCUGCUGCUAAAUUAUGGUCAGUCUUAACUUCUCCAGGUGGUCUGGAAGAAAUCUCCUACUGGUGCAGCAAAUAUGUGUAAGGAAGUGGUUAAGCACCAUACAUGGGCCUGUAUAAGAUCCAGCAUAACCUUCUCCCAACAAUUCGAGUUAUUGGGACCAACUGGUUCAUGACAUGGUAUCAGAGCUGGUUGUCCGUGAGGUCACGUGUUCAAGUCCUCACGACCCCCAAUAUUAACCAUUGUCUUUCAAGCACAUGGUAUGGCGGGUCUGUGCAAACUUCAAGUCCACGAGUCGGCUUUCGUUUGAGUGGGUGUGUAAGGAAGUGGUUAAGCACCAUACAUGGGUCUGUAUAAGAUCCAGCAUAACUUUCUCCCAACAACUCGAGUUAUUGGGACCAACUGGUUCAUGACAAUAUGAACAGUGACACUCCUGCACCCAGUAAGGCUCCCUUCCCCACCUGUGUUUGUUUCAGCGGAGUCACUUCGUAAGGUCAGCAUUUUUGUUCAAUUGCAUCCUAUAGCUUGAGCUUAGCCUGAGCAAUUGGGUUCCAUUCUUCAGCUCAAUCAGCAGCCUGGCUGGCUGCAACAACAGAGAGAGUCCGCUUGUUUUGUUCUGCAGACAAUCUUUUCUUUCUUAUGGUAUCUCACUCAGCCUUGGAGGUUCAUUGUUUCUAAUGGGGUGGCCAGCGAAGCAGAGGUGAUCUGGUGGCGCGUGGCUGGAGAUGGGCGACACACGUGGGUAAGUGUGUCUGGUUGUGGGCCUUGCACGAGUCUUUCUGCGUGUCCGCGCCGGUUCAAUCAGUGGAGAAAUUGUCCGGGGGUUGUGGCUUAAUGAGUGUAGAACUAGAACCUGUCCUUAUCUUUUCCGCGGAUCAAUCUUUUCACUUGCUUAUUUAAAAGAUUGGAGUAAGAGUGGCUGAUUCUUGAUUGAGAAGUUGUGAAAUUUUUUUCUUUUUCGGUGAAAGAUAUUAUGGAUGAGUUUUACGGUAUACUUUGAAUCUGUUUGUAUAGAAUUUGUUACACUGUUGGUAAUUGUUGUUUAUAUGUUAAACAAAAAUGGUAAACAUUAAAUUAGUGAUUGUAAACGAUUUGUAA
Messenger RNA from Linum tenue, 3115 nucleotides. NCBI's taxonomy places the organism in Eukaryota, Viridiplantae, Streptophyta, Magnoliopsida, Malpighiales, Linaceae. The record is from the annotation of a GenBank genome assembly.